Molecule: messenger RNA, 2269 nt
Organism: Stegostoma tigrinum
Lineage: Eukaryota; Metazoa; Chordata; Chondrichthyes; Orectolobiformes; Stegostomatidae
Exons: 7
Coding region: 524-1534 (336 amino acids)
Source: RefSeq, a predicted model, not a curated record
UUAGAGCCAGAAUUGAAGAGAAAGAAUGAACAGUCAGUGAGAUGAGCCUCUAAGUGGAGACAGAAAGGGAGAGAGCAUUGUAGCUCCAUAGUGAAGCUAUGAGAGGGAGAGCCCAAGACUGAGAGAGAGACAGAGAGAGAGAAGCAUGUGCAAGGGUGCCCAAGACUGCACAAGACACAAAGAGAAAAUAGCAAAAAGAAGCAAAAGGAGCCAAAAGUAUUGUCAGGCCAAGAAUUCAGGGGGACAAUAAAGAAAAUUAACAAAGAAACAGGAAAGUAUUUUGGCAAGAAGCAAGACAGCCAGACUGAGCUAGAAAAGGACUGAAUGAGAAAGUGCAGAUUGGAGAAGGGCAGGGACCAGAGAGAGAGAGACAGAGAGAGCGAGGGUGUGAACAGAAAUACACCUAGCAAAGAUUUAAAAGUAUAAACCUAACAGGAACCUGUUUUGUUAAAGACAUUUGGACACUGUUUGGGAUUGUGAAGCAUGGACCGUGUUCCCCAGCCUGAGUGAUUGCUUCACUACCAUGGAUCUGCCGGAGUAUCUGGUGUCGAGGCAAGGCUUGUUUGGAAUGGUAGUUGACUUCUGCGUGUCUACCAUGAUGAUUACUUUGCUGUCUCUUAUCAGCCUCCUGACCUACUUCGACAUUCUCGAGAGUUUCCAUCCAUUCCAUUGGCUCUGCAAAGCGACAAUUCAGGAUAAGCAAUAUACACAAGAAGGCCAUAAUGGGAGGACAGGAGUGUGGCUUGGCACUGGUACAAAAGAUUGGCCUCUUGACCAAAAACUUUGGUCAGUAACAGAGUGGGUGAAGCUGCUGGAGUCUGAGCUGUGCGCGGUCACCAGUGAUCAAUGCUGCACUUCCAAAUACAGAAGGAUAUUUGUGAAGCUGCACCGGGACUUGCGUCAGGUCUCCCGCGUGUUGCAAAGUCUAGGGGGUCAGUCUGCUGGAGCUGAGGGACAGUUGGAGACAUCCCAAAACUGUGAAUUAUCCAUGGGUGCUGGCAGCUAUUGCUCUUCACCAGAGGGCAGCACAGAGCAGAAUAACACAAAGACAUGCAACAUGGUACCAGCCGGAGACAGAGGCAGGAUUCAGAUCUUGAGCAGUAGACUCCAGUCACUGAGAAUGUACACCGAGGAGAGGCUCCAGCUAUUGAACAGCUUGGCAAGUUGUUAUGAAUCUUAUCGGCUAUUGUAUGAUCAGCUGCAUCACUGGGUGAUGCGGGCCAGCAGGUUUCAGGAGUGGAUACAUUCCCUUGCGUGUGACAAUGAGUUUCUGAUCAUCACCAACCUCAAGCAUCAGAAGACGAUCGUGGAUGAAAUUGAACAAAGAGCCCCCCAGCUGAGUAGAUGUCAGGAGACCCUGAGGGAGUGUGUCCAAGUCUUCAAGUUCGCAGACUUGAAGCAGCAAUUCAUCACCAUGGUGAGGCUCACAAAAUGUUAUGUGAUCCACCUGCGGGACUUACUGAGGAUAAGGCACCAAACGAAUCAGUUCACACUGAGUGUCAGGGACAGUGUGGGACCAACUGCUUUCCUUUGAGAUACACUCCUGUAACUGGAGAUCCUAGCUCGGAUUGGAGACUUGAUUAUGCACCUCACCCCCUCGGCUGUGAAAAACAUAAGUCAAGAUUUGAUAUUUUUAUGUUAUCCAGAAGUUUACAAAUGUCAGAGAUGAUAACGCAGCUUGAGACAAUAUGAAGCAAGUUUGGAACAAUCUGUCUCAGAAGGACACAUCCCUCCUUAAGAUAUCGGGAAGAGAGAGAGCUUCUGCAACUGUAUGCGAGCACCUGAAAAGGGGUAAAUGUCUUCAGAUAGUCACAGAGGAAAGAUCAGAUUGUUUUGUGCCAUUUUCUCCCUCAGCACCUCUCCUUGAGGAGAUGACAAAGAUAUAAACAAAUGGAGUAAGAAACCAUCAGCAAAUCCUGUCCACACCCAGUCACUGCAUUCCUUCCCUCUUCCACGUGGACGCUAUUCCGAGGUCCUCCCUCAGUGGGUUCAGAAAAGGGUCACACAUUCCAUAAUACCCUUCAAAGACAAACCAGGGAACUGAGCUCUCCAGGCCGACACUCCUCACUUGCACAAACAUCAAACAUCCCAAAAAACAGCUCGAUUGGUUCUGCAUUGUUUUUUUUUGAGGGGGUCUGGUAUACGGCUGGUCUUUGUGAGGGCGCUAGCGGUAUGAUCGCUAGAUUGCUAUUUCAGAUACGCCAGGUAAUAUCCAAGAACCCGCAUUCAAAUCCCACCAUGGCAGAUGAUGCAUUUGAAUUCAAUAAAA